AUGUUGCAACCUCGAGUCCUAAUCAGCGGCGCUUCGGUAGCGGGUCCAGCGCUGGCAUACUGGCUUGUUCGCGCAGGCUGCAAAGUCACAGUUGUUGAGCGCGCAUCAAGGCUUCGAGCUGAAGGCCAAGGAAUCGAUGUUCGCGAUACUGCUCGAGAUGUGAUCAGACAAAUGGGUCUUUUCGAUGAGAUCAAGUCGAAAAGUUCAAACGAGGAGGGAAUCAGGCUCAUGACAAAACACGAUAAAGUCUUAGCGGCAUUUGGCGUCGACGCCGACUCUGGGAAAGGCGAAUCAGCAACCUGCGACAUUGAGAUUCUCAGAGGAGAACUGGCCAAAAUUCUUGUGGAUGCGACAAAGACAGAUGUUACUUAUAUCUGGGGUGACAUGAUCGAAAGCUUGCAUGAGACGGAAAAGGAGAUUGGUGUGCAUUUCGCAAACAGUACACCAGAUGCAUCUUUCGAUCUGGUGGUUGGUGCAGAUGGCAUUGGUUCAAAGAUUCGUGAUUUGGCAUUUCCCAAAGACCUCAUCCACUUCAGAGAUUUGAAUACUUACAUCUCAUACUUUUCAAUUCCCAAAGGAGAACAGGAUGAUAUGUGGGCAAAGGUGGCAUGGGUUGGAAAGGGACGUUACAUGGCAAUGCGACCGGAUAACAUUGGACGUACGAGAGUCUUUCUAAAUGUCACGGGUUAUUUGGACUCAGACGAGAGACUUGCGAGAUUCCGAAAGGUUCUAAAGGAGGGUGUCCCCGCUCAAAAAGCCCUACUACAGGAGCUCUUUGAAGAUGCCGGGUGGGAAGCGUCUCGAUUAUUGGAGGGCAUGCACCAAUCCGACGACUUCUACUUGCAGCACGUUGCACAAGUCAAGAUUGAUAAAUGGUCGACUCCAAGUGGUCGGGUGACCAUGGUUGGUGACGCUGGAUUUGCUCCUUCGCCAUUCAGUGGCAUGGGCACUUCAAUCGCAUUCAUCGGAGCGUACGUCCUUGCAGGCGAAAUAUCAAAACAGCUAGAGAACAUUCCCGCAGCUUUAGAGUCUUACGAACGCAUCUUACGCCCGUAUGUCGAAGACAUCCAAAGCCUCCCUCCUGGAAUUCCUUGGGCCCUGAUUCCGCAAUCAAAUAUUGGAGUCAAACUACUUGAGACUGUGUUCAGGACUAUCGGAUUCUUGUCGCGUACGGGAGUUACCACUGUGAUUGGAAAUAUUCUAGGCUACCUGCCAUUCGCUGGAGGAGUUAAAUUCAAGCUUCCGGAAUAUGAGGCUUUUAAGAAGCGAAGCUGA
Messenger RNA from Glarea lozoyensis ATCC 20868, 1275 nucleotides. Its product is annotated as FAD/NAD(P)-binding protein. Gene Ontology annotation, molecular function: FAD binding. Lineage: Eukaryota; Fungi; Ascomycota; Leotiomycetes; Helotiales; Helotiaceae. The transcript has a single exon. Bases 1 to 1275 code for a protein of 424 amino acids. The record is from RefSeq and is a predicted model, not a curated record.